AUGGGAAGGAAGCUAAAGGGGAAACUUGGUGGUGGCAAGGGGCUAAGGGGAGCUUUAGCUCGUCAGGCAAUGCUUGAAAAGACCAAACCCAAGAUGGAAACUAGCUUAACUAAUAAAUUGAAACCCAAAGUGAAUCACAAGCAGCAACAGAGCACCACACCCAAAAAAGGGCUUAUACCCUUUGACACUGAUAGCACGUUACUUCUAGUAGGAGAAGGUGACUUUUCAUUUGCCAGAUCAAUUGUUGCUGAAGGACUUAUUAGUCCUGAAAACUUGGUGGCUACUAGUUAUGAUUCUCUUGAGGAAUUGAAGUCCAAAUACCCUCAAGUUGAAGAGAACUUGGAGGUGCUAGAAAACGAUAAUGUCAAAGUAUUAUACAACAUAGAUGCUACCAAGUUAGUAGAAACUUUGAAUUUAGCAAGGAAGUCAUCGCCCAUGAAACUCUUUACAGGUAAUAAGCACUUAACUUCAAUCAUGUUUAACUUCCCUCAUACUGGACGUGGAAUGAAAGAUGUAGAUAGAAACAUAAGAGAUCAUCAAAAACUAAUGUUGGACUUCUUUAGGAGCUCCAAACAAGUGUUCAGGUUGAUCAACAAUCAAACCAAGAAUGACUUUGGAGGCUACGAUGCGAGUCAAUCGAACAACUCCAAAAUCAUCUUCACUUUGUUCGAGGGAGAACCCUACAAUUCUUGGGGUGUUAAGAUGAUUGCCAGAAGUGAAGGAUAUAAGGUAGAAAGAAGUGGUGUUUUCGACUGGUCUCUUUUCCCUGGCUAUCACCACAGAAGAACUAAUGGGGUGCGAGAUACAACCAAACCAGCAGCAGAAAGGAAUGCUAGAAUCUAUAUACUUGAAAAGUUUGUGGCUCCUAAAAAGCAAAAGAAAUCUAAAACUGAUUCUGACUCAGAUUCCGAUGAUUAA
This is a messenger RNA of Lizanozyma spartinae, 918 nucleotides long. RefSeq names its product 25S rRNA (uracil2634-N3)-methyltransferase. NCBI's taxonomy places the organism in Eukaryota, Fungi, Ascomycota, Pichiomycetes, Serinales, Debaryomycetaceae. Gene Ontology annotation, cellular component: cytoplasm. Gene Ontology annotation, biological process: rRNA base methylation. The transcript has a single exon. The coding region runs from base 1 to 918 and encodes 305 amino acids. Gene Ontology annotation, molecular function: rRNA (uridine-N3-)-methyltransferase activity. The record is from RefSeq and is a predicted model, not a curated record.